Messenger RNA from Phacochoerus africanus (Common warthog), 1020 nucleotides. Its product is annotated as olfactory receptor 145. The record is from RefSeq and is a predicted model, not a curated record. Lineage: Eukaryota; Metazoa; Chordata; Mammalia; Artiodactyla; Suidae. The transcript has a single exon. Gene Ontology annotation, biological process: sensory perception of smell; G protein-coupled receptor signaling pathway. Gene Ontology annotation, cellular component: membrane. The coding region runs from base 65 to 1003 and encodes 312 amino acids. Gene Ontology annotation, molecular function: odorant binding; G protein-coupled receptor activity; olfactory receptor activity.
CAGCAGUAGUCUCUCUUUCUCCCUCUAAGUGGCUCUUUUCCCUUGUUCCCACAGAAUGCCUUAAAUGAGAACGGUAGCUGAGAACUCUUCCGUGGCAGAGUUUAUCCUCGCAGGCUUAACCAACCAGCUGGAACUGCAGGUCCCCCUCUUCUUCCUGUUUCUAGGUUUCUAUGUGGUCACGGUGGUGGGGAAUCUGGGUCUGAUCAUGCUGAUUGGACUCAACUCUCACUUGCACACCCCCAUGUACUUUUUCCUCUAUAACUUGUCCUUCAUAGAUUUCUGCUAUUCUACUGUUAUCACUCCCAAAAUGCUGAUGAGUUUUGUCUCAAAGAAGAACAUCAUCUCCUACGCAGGCUGUAUGACUCAGCUCUUCUUCUUUCUUUUCUUUGUCGUUUCGGAGUCCUUUAUCCUGUCAGCAAUGGCGUAUGACCGCUAUGUCGCCAUCUGUAAACCACUGGUGUACAUAGCCAUUAUGUCUCCUCAGGUCUGCUUACUUCUUUUGCUGGGUGUCUAUGGGAUGGGAUUUGCUGGGGCUAUGGCCCACACAGCAUGCAUGGUGAGACUCACCUUCUGUGACAACAAUAUGAUUGACCACUAUAUGUGUGACAUACUUCCCCUUCUCAAGCGCUCUUGCACCAGCACUUAUGUAAAUGAGAUGGUAGUUUUCCUGGUUGUGGGCAUUGAUAUUGGUGUGCCCACUGUUACCAUCUUCAUUUCUUAUGCCCUCAUCCUCUCUAGCAUUCUCCGUAUUCGUUCCACUGAGGGCAGGUUCAAAGCCUUUAGCACCUGUACUUCCCACAUAAUUGCAGUUUCUCUUUUCUUUGGUUCAGGGGCAUUCGUGUACCUCAAACCUUCUUCUCUUUUACCCAUCAACCAGGGGAAAAUAUCUUCCUUGUUCUACACCACUGUGGUGCCUAUGCUCAACCCGUUAAUCUAUAGCCUAAGGAAUAAGGAUGUCAAAAUUGCUUUGAAGAAAACUGUGAGCAAAAAAUCAUUCUCCUGAGAAAGGGGCAGUACUUA